AAAGCAUGCUAGUCCAUAGUAACUUUACAGGUUUGUGACUAGGUAAUUACUUUAUAAUGGAUAAAACGGCUGAUUCUGAAUCUUCAGAAACGAAUCUAGUGAUAAUACCGCGAAGAGAUCGGUUAAAGCUGUUCUGCAGGACUUACUGGAGAACGCUAGUUGUGUUUAUUACUCCUAUAAUCUUAUUACCAAUAGUUUUUAUUACUACUGAAAGAGCUUACAAAAGUUUCUAUGUCUUUCUGAUGAUGAUUGUAUUCUGGACAUUGGAUGUGCUACACCCCAGCGUGUUAGCCAUAAUUCCCAUCGCGAUAUCCUGUAUUUUGGACGGCUUAGGCAAGAGUUUCAUUAGCGAGAUGUAUGUGCGGAAUGAUCUACUAGAUUGUUUUGGUGUUUUGAUAAUCGUAAUAGCUGUAGAAAAUUGUAACGUACACAAGAGGCUUGCCUUAAAAGUUUUGCUGGUCUUUGGGUGCUCACAUUACAGAUUAAGUUUUCUUUUAUUUUUCACAAGUACAUUUUUAUCAAUGUGGGUAUCGAAUACUCUGGCCUGUGGACUGAUGAUGCCAAUUGUGAAAGCUAUACUUCUUGAACUGGAAAAGAUGGGAAUAUUGGAAAUGUACCAAACAGUCGGCAAAGCUCAGCAGAUAUCGACACGACAUGAACAAAAUGUACCCAGACCUUCAGACAUUACCGUAUUUUAUUAUCUGGGAAUUGCAUAUUCAUCAUCUAUAGGAGAUAUGGCGACAAUGAUGGGCAGUCAGACUAACCAAUUAUUCAAGAUUUACUGUGAGACGAUAUUUCCAGCGGGCCCCAAGAUCGAGUUCCCUCAUUUCAUGCUGCUAAACUUGCCAGGAGUUCUUGUCAUGGAGACUUUGUUAUACUUAUGGAUGAAUUUCAACUUUCUUGGAAUGUUCAGAAAUCGAAGCACAAUAGAAGUAGCCAUGACAGAAGAGGAAACCCAAUACAUGAACACACUGCUGGCAACACAGUAUCAGCAGAUGGGAAAAGUCCAGUUUCAUGAGUUCGUGGUGGCGUCUAUAGCGGUCCUGGCAUGUCUCCUGCAAGCCACGAUCAGCACAGCGCAUAUCGACCAAGCGAUACACAGUAGCACCGAGUUCCAUAACCAUUUCCGAGUUUCGUCGCCAUGUUUAAUAUGUGUUACUAUAUUAUUCUUGAUGCCUACUAAACUGGAUUUCAUGAAGUAUUUCAAGAAAAAUGCAGAAGGCAACAACGAUCCUUUGCCAUCCACACAAUCAAAAUCAUGCCUUAACUGGAACAUGGUGCACACGGAAAUGGAAUGGAGUGUCCUAUUAAUUACGGCCGGCAGCAGUACCCUCUUCGAAUCCCUAAAGGACUCCGGCAUGCACGCCGAGUUUGAGUCGUUCCUGCUGCUGUUCGAGGGCUGGCCACCGUAUGCUCUCGUCUUCAUCAUAGUGGUGUUCUGCAAGAUCUUGACAGAAUUUGCCUCCAACUUCUGUGUUGUGUAUGGACUACUGCCGACUAUUGCGAGGGUGAGUGUGAUAUGCGGUAUAAAUCCUCACUAUCUGAUGAUGUCCGCGACGUUGGCCAGCUCACUGCCCUUCCACCUGGUCACAGGGGCUGGUGUCAACGCCAUGGUCUGUGCCUACGUCCAUAUACCGCCUUGGAGAAUGAUGUACGCAGGCCUCGGUCCGUCGCUAAUAGCUAUAAUCGUGGUGUGGUUGACAGUCGCUGUGUGGUCUACGGCCAUCUGGACAGACAUAACGCUCGACCCUGACUGGUCGGACGUCAAUGUGUUCCAAAUAUUUAGGAAAGGUUGAAGAGA
Molecule: messenger RNA, 1801 nt
Organism: Trichoplusia ni (cabbage looper)
Lineage: Eukaryota; Metazoa; Arthropoda; Insecta; Lepidoptera; Noctuidae
Product: protein I'm not dead yet-like
Exons: 16
Coding region: 57-1796 (579 amino acids)
Biological process (GO): monoatomic anion transmembrane transport; citrate transport
Cellular component (GO): membrane
Molecular function (GO): citrate transmembrane transporter activity; succinate transmembrane transporter activity
Source: RefSeq, a predicted model, not a curated record